AUGGCUAUCAGCUCCCCCCUCAUUCCCGUUAUCCCCAUGUUGCUUAUACUCAGCUUAUUCUACCUCGAGCCAGUGUUCGACCUCCUGCGGAUGCAUUGGGUUGCAAGCAUGACGCGGAAAGUAAAAGGAUUCUUUGAAUCAAAGCGAAGCCUCGAAGCCCAAAACCGAUGGAUCGACGCUAUGAAGGACACCACUCUGCAGCAUUAUGAGGCUAUGCAAGCAAAGGCAUGCAUCAAACAGCAAGCCCUAGAUUUACUUUGCACCGAAGAACACAAAGACUUGGUAGCAUCUGUGUUGGCCGGCCAAGGAGAGUCAUUGAUCUGGAACAACAAGGAGCUCUGGAACGUUGGUCAAGAGCAGCACGAGCUUCGUAUCCGCAAACCCAAAGGUGCACGAGUCAGAGAAUACCAGAUGACUGUAUGCCGGCGACAAAGGUUUCUGGAAGAGAACCCUGUGAAAUUCAUGUCACAGCCGGAGAGGCACGUCAACCCAACUCACGAUUUUCGCAACACUACAGCCGGCCGCAGAGGAUUCCUUCCAACGGGAGGUGCUUUUGUCCUUGUCGCCAACGGGAUGGAUGGACUGAGGGAACCCUUAGACGGCCUUAGAGGCUCCCGACUGAAGGCCCAUCACACAUUUGAUUUUGCAAUCCUAGUCAAGGCCACAUUGUUAGCAGGAGGAGCUUCCCGUCGACCUUUGCUUACUCAAUGA
Messenger RNA from Uncinocarpus reesii 1704, 711 nucleotides. RefSeq lists its product as uncharacterized. The transcript has 2 exons. The coding region runs from base 1 to 711 and encodes 236 amino acids. NCBI's taxonomy places the organism in Eukaryota, Fungi, Ascomycota, Eurotiomycetes, Onygenales, Onygenaceae. The record is from RefSeq and is a predicted model, not a curated record.